Moesziomyces antarcticus is the source of this 885-nucleotide messenger RNA. RefSeq lists its product as uncharacterized. Lineage: Eukaryota; Fungi; Basidiomycota; Ustilaginomycetes; Ustilaginales; Ustilaginaceae. The transcript has 2 exons. The record is from RefSeq and is a predicted model, not a curated record. The coding region runs from base 1 to 885 and encodes 294 amino acids.
AUGUCCGGACAAUUCAGCCAGCAUCAGUUGCGCGAUGGCGUCGUACUUCCCGCCGUACUCAACAAGGCGCCCGCAGGCACCAAAGCUCAUGUGAUCUGUCUGGGGUAUCUCCAGGCCGAUGCGGGAUGGUUCAAGCGAGGCGGCAACACGUCUUUAAUGAGCAACCCUUCCGGGCCGGAGAAGCCAGAACGCCGCGAUCUCAUCAUGUACUCGGUGCUCAUCGAACACCCUACCGAGGGCUUGAUCCUGUGGGAAACAGGCUGUGGCAAAGAUUAUCCCGAGGUAUGGGGUGCGCCUUUGAACGAUAUCUUUGCACGAUCGCGAUACGAGCCCGAGCACGAACUAGAAGCCGCCAUUGCAGCCACGGGCAACAACAUCAAGGACGUCAAACAAGUCGUCAUCGGCCAUCUUCAUCUCGACCAUGCUGGAGGGCUUGAGCACUUCCGCAAGACCGAUGUGCCCAUCUGGGUGCACGAGCGAGAGUUGAAAUCGGCCUUCUUUAGCUGUGCCACCGGCGCAGACCGAGGAGUCUACCUCCCGCACUAUCUGUCGUUGGACGAGCUCAACUGGAAGACGUUCGACGACAGGACCAUCGACUUUGCCCAGGGCAUCGUAUUGCACCAUCUGCCCGGUCAUACCGAUGGAUUGAUCGGCAUGCAGAUCAACCUCGAAAACGACGGAACGUUCUUGUUCGUCAGCGACCAUGCGCACAUCAUGGACAACUACAAGCCCGGAAUCCCUCAGGGUUGGCUGGCAAGAGACCAUCCGGCCUGGUUCAACUCUAAUCAGAGACUCCAGAGGCUCGAAAAGUCGACGGGUGGUCUGGUGGUGCCUGGACACGAUCUCGAGACCGUCACUCCGCUCCUGGGAAGAGUCCUCACCUAG